AACCCAUCUCCUUUUUUACCAUUUUUACAGUAAACUUAAAUAAAUUUCGUUCCAUUUACGACCUAUCGUUUCCAUGGCAAUGGCCGAGAUCCCGGGCCUACUUCCACGUCUAUAACUCCCAUGAUGCCCUCCGCGGGAAUUCCAAUAUGGCGGCUUGGAAGUUCUUGUAUUUGGGUGCGUUUUGGCUAUGUUUUUGCGUAUAUUUUAGCGCCGCAAGCACCUACAAAGAUGGAGAGAAGAUCGCAAUGUUUGUUAACAAAGUCGGGCCUUAUUUUAACCCACAAGAGACGUACCAUUACUACUCUCUUCCAGUGUGUCGCCCCAAUAAGGUGGAACAUCGAAGUCUGACACUUGGAGAGGUCUUAAAGGGAGACCGUAUGGCAGUUGCAAUGUACAACAUCAAAUUUAAAGAAAAUAUUGAAAGUCAAUUAUUGUGUGAAGUGAUGCUAAACAAAGAGGAGCUUGGUGAACUUAAAUCUGCUAUUGAGGAUCUCUACUAUUUUGAGUUUGUUGUUGAUGAUCUCCCUGUCCGAGGGUUCAUAGGCCAUCUGGAAGAAGGCCAGAUUCUUCCACACCGACACAAGAUUUCUAUCUGGAAUCAUCUGCACUUUACUAUUGAAUACAAUGGUGACCAGGUCAUAUCAGCAAACGUCACCACUAAAGACCAUGACCCUGUCAACUUAGAUGAUGUUGAGGUACCAUUCAAACUGAAACACACCUACAGUGUGACCUGGAAACAAACAAACAAGCAGUACACCCAGAGAUCCAAGAAGGAAGGAGGAAGAUUUUUCCCCAAAACACUGGAGAUCCACUGGCUGUCAAUCAUCAACUCCGCCGUUCUGGUGUUCCUUCUGCUUGGAUUUGUUAUUAUUAUUUUGAUGCGAGUUCUCAAGAAUGAUUUUGCAAGAUACAAUAUGACAGAUGAUGAGGUCGAAGAUUUGGAUACAGAUGACUAUGGCUGGAAGAUAAUACACACUGAUGUAUUCAGAUUCCCACAACAGAAGAGCUUGCUGUGUGCUAUACUGGGUGUGGGAUCACAGUUCCUUGCUCUGUGUUUUGGGAUCAUUUUCAUGGCUUUGUUUGGAAUGUUCAAUGUUCACAGGCAUGGGUCCAUGAAUACUGCUGCAGUCCUGCUAUAUGCCCUGACCUGCUGUAUCUCUGGCUUUGUGUCCAGCUCAUUUUACAGGAAGAUUGGUGGAACCAAGUGGGUGUGGAACAACGUUCUCACAACUUGCCUCUUCUCAGUCCCUUUCUUCCUUAUUUGGAGCAUCUCCAACUCAGUGGCGUGGAUCUACCAGUCGACCCAGGCCCUCCCGUACACCACCAUCAUUCUGCUUAUGUUUAUAUGGCUCAUAGUCGGCUUCCCACUCACCGUUAUAGGAGGUAUCUUCGGCAAGAAUUCCGCCACCAGUUUUGAUGCUCCCUGCAGAACUAAGAACAUCCCGCGGGAGAUCCCGCCCGUCCCGUGGUACCGAAGUGUCUCCGUGCACAUGCUCGUUGGCGGCUUUCUGCCGUUCAGCGCUAUUUCUGUGGAGCUGUACUAUAUCUUCGCUACCCUUUGGGGACGGGAACAGUACACGCUGUACGGCAUACUCCUCAUCGUCUUCAUCAUUCUGCUGAGCGUGACCGCGUGUAUCUCAAUAGCCCUGACCUACUUCCAGCUCUCGUCUGAAGAUUACCACUGGUGGUGGCGUUCUGUGCUAAGCUCAGGGUCCACCGGUCUUUACGUCUUCUGCUACUCGCUGUUCUAUUACUUCAAGCGUUCCAACAUGUCCGGAGUCCUUCAGACAGUCCAGUACUUCGGUUACACGUUGCUGGCGUGUCACGUGUUCUUUCUGAUGCUUGGCACUGUCUCCUUUUUCGCCUCCCUCAUGUUCAUACGGUACAUUUAUGUCAAUCUCAAGAUGGACUGAUUUAUCCCACAUGGACCCGGUGCAGCCGUAGCUACAGUCGCGAUAAGCCAAACUAGAUACCUUGUCUAGUUCAGGCAUUUGGCUUUUUAUAACGCCUAGGCCAAUCAGUGUCUAGGCUGAUUGGUUUGGUACAAUGCCACGCGCGCUACCGUUAUCACUUUGACAGUGCAGGAAGUUUCACAAAAAGGAUACGAGAAACGCACUUUUUGAUUGACAUGAACCUUAGCAGCAAGGUUAAGAAAUGCUUGAGCUCGCGUGAGAUUCGUGUCAAUCAAGACUGUUUCUAGCGUGUUAAUUGGUUAAUUUUGUUAUCAUCCCUUCAACUCGAAAUCUCAAAGAAGACGAAAAGCAGCCAUCUUCGGGGACCCAGGGCGUAGCGAAGAUCGGGCACUCGCUCCCUGUGUGCCCGAUCUCCGCGACGCCCUGGGUCCCGGAGGAUGCAGUUCAGCGGGAAGUUCGAGUUAUCCGUUAGUAGAAUUGAUUGAGCAUUAGUAUUUAGCGGACUUGGAGUCAGUUUAAGUCAGCGGGGAGCUCAAGUUACCCGAUUACACAUUUGUUUUUUAGUCCUUUCGAGUUAGCGAGUAGUUCUGGGAGUUAUCCGAGUAGAAUUGAUUGAACAUCAGUACUUUGGGAACUUGGAGUCUUUUCGAGUUAGAAGGGAUUUCGAGUUAUAGGUGUUUCUCUUUUCAUGUCUCCGUAGCAUUUCAAUUGUCAAUUAAGGUUUCGUUCAAUAACGCUAUAGUCUGUAUUUGCAACUGUAAAUAUUUAUGAAAUAAUUUUGCCCUUGAAUGUUCCAGGCUAGUUUUAGAAGUUAGGUGUCGCAAUAUACCCGGUGAACUAAGAGACAAAAUACCCUGUUGGAGACGGAAUGUUUUUUGUAAAUCUGUUAUGGUCAGGACUGUCUCCCGUGAGAAAAUGGUCGGCCGGUCGGCUGGUAGCAGGGCCGUUUUUUAGAUGUGUUUCCUAUAGAAAGAUUGAGUACGUAAAGCCAUAAUUUGACAAGUCGGCGUUUGUUUACAGCCGUUUUACUGCGAUUUUCUAUAUCCUGCGAAGUCUCGUAAAUAAUUUCCAUCUGCUAAACCGCUUUGCCUUGCUACUUUCCGUCAUCCAAAUUAAUAGAAUUAUGUUUGGAGCUUUUUGAUUGGUCGGCGUGAUUAGAAACCAUUUCAGAGCUGGCCAAUUAAAACACUUCAACGAUUUUGAAUGACGGAAGCGACAAGGUUAUUCAGCUCUGGGAAAUUGUAAUUGAAAGUUCGCACAAUAUUGAAAAGCGCUGUAAAUAGUUUAUUACUAAAACCAAUUUACGAUAUUUGAAGCCCAUUUAAUCAGAAGUUUACCUAUCCUGCGUAGUCUCCCUUCCCUUGAGCCGCUACGCAGGCUAGAGUUUACCUGCAAUAGGGGACUUGCGCUAAGAGAUCAAGUGACUGUUUGGGUGGCAAACUCGCGCUCGCCCAGGCUUUUAGCGGUAAAACAACAGCAACAAAAAGCAACUUAUUCAACGCUUACGAAAAAAGCCAGAAUUCCUUUUUUUCAGAAAAUGUUUAGUUUCAUUUAAAGAUUUUUUUUUCGUCGUUCUCUUGUGUGACGGGCGCAGUCAUUUUUGAUUUUUUUUUUGAAUUUGCCACCCAGAAAAGUCACGUGAUCUCUUAGCGCAUGUCCUCUAUUCUACUCCAAUAAGCUCCUACAUGCAAGGACCUCGCUUUCGCGCUCAAGUAACGCAUGACCCCAAAGGUCGGCUUGCACUAGCAGAUCACGUGACUGUUUGGGUUGCAAACAAGUGCGCGCUCAGGCUUUUAGCGGCAAAAUAACAGCAACAAAAAGCAACUUAUUUAGCGCUUACAUUUGAGUUUUUUUUUGUCGUUUUUUGGCGUGACCAACGCAGUCAUUUCUGUGUUUAUUUUGGCUUGAAUUUGCUACUCAAAAAGUCACGUGACUUGACAAGUGCAAUCCGUUAUUGUCUGGUAAACCAUCCAAGAUGUGGUGGGUUCCCCUGUUCGGCUAAAUGUAAAAUAUAUAUAUAUAUAUAUUCGGUAUUCAUCAAUAUAGUUUGAUUUAGUUUGAAUGCCGGGUGCUAUAUGGCCCAGUCUACAGGAGGGGGGGAUGCACAGUUAAAAUGAAAGCUUUAGGUGGAAAAAAUAAUUUCAAUGUGUAAUAAAAUAUUGUUAUAUUGUUGAA
Molecule: messenger RNA, 4088 nt
Organism: Nematostella vectensis (starlet sea anemone)
Lineage: Eukaryota; Metazoa; Cnidaria; Anthozoa; Actiniaria; Edwardsiidae
Product: transmembrane 9 superfamily member 1
Exons: 17
Coding region: 147-1913 (588 amino acids)
Biological process (GO): protein localization to membrane
Cellular component (GO): membrane
Source: RefSeq, a predicted model, not a curated record